AUGGAGCGAGGGGAGGCGAGUUACGGCAGGGAUAGCACUUACAGACCCGUAACCCCGCCUUCACCCGCACCUCACGAAACUCGUACCAGCUCAGGUGAGUCUGUACCCGGGCGGGUCAUGGGUGCAGGUCGAGCUCAGGCAUGGUUCGUCCAACUCUCACUGCACUCGUCUGCCAACGUCGGCAUCGAGAACAACGAUGUGACCCUCUUCUUUAGGUUAUCGGGCACGGGCAAGACGACGCUCUCCGCCGACCCGCGCCGGAAGCUGACUGGCCAUGACGAGCACUUCUAG
Molecule: messenger RNA, 291 nt
Organism: Fomitopsis serialis
Lineage: Eukaryota; Fungi; Basidiomycota; Agaricomycetes; Polyporales; Fomitopsidaceae
Product: phosphoenolpyruvate carboxykinase-domain-containing protein
Exons: 3
Coding region: 1-291 (96 amino acids)
Biological process (GO): gluconeogenesis
Cellular component (GO): cytosol
Molecular function (GO): phosphoenolpyruvate carboxykinase (ATP) activity; ATP binding
Source: RefSeq, a predicted model, not a curated record